Molecule: messenger RNA, 1227 nt
Organism: Magnusiomyces paraingens
Lineage: Eukaryota; Fungi; Ascomycota; Dipodascomycetes; Dipodascales; Dipodascaceae
Exons: 3
Coding region: 1-1227 (408 amino acids)
Biological process (GO): regulation of gene expression
Cellular component (GO): nucleus; cytoplasm; Rpd3L-Expanded complex
Molecular function (GO): histone binding
Source: RefSeq, a predicted model, not a curated record
AUGACUACAUCCGACGAGAAGAAAAAGAUAAUUGAGUCGUCUGACUCUGAAAACGAAGAAGAGGAAGAAGAAACAGAAGAGCAAAUUGCUGAGGAAUACAACACAUGGAAGAAAAAUGCCCCAAUGAUGUAUGCCAAUCUCUCUGAAAGUGUGCUUGAUUGGCAAAGCUUGACAGUCCAGUUUUUACCUAAAUCUGGUGUUUUCCCUGCAGUUGCUGAUACCUCUUCGCCAGAUGUCAUUGAUCUUGAUCUAGUACUGGGGACCUACACAUCAGAUGGCAAGCAAAACUAUCUAAUGCUUGGGUCUGCCAAAUUCUCUGAAAAAAAAACUGUCAAAUCUACAGUUACUAUUGACCGAAAGUUUAAGCAUCAAGGAGAAGUUAAUCGUGCUCGUGCAAAACCCCAGAAUAAUUCCAUUAUUGCGACAGCAAGUAAUACAGGUAUUGUCUAUCUCUACGAUACGGAUAAACAAGAAGAUGGGCCUGUGUCCGAACUUAAAGAACACACUGAGAACGGCUACGGGUUGUCUUGGAACACAGCUAAGGACGGAUACCUGCUAACAAGUGCCGAUGAUCAUAAAACUGUUUUGUGGGAUACAGAAAAGACGACCCCCCUUAGUGUAUAUACUGAUGCCAAAGACAUUGCAAACGACGUUGCAUGGCAGAACCGCACUAACCCCAGUGUCUUUGGAAUGGUUUCUGAAGACAAAAACUUUUAUCUCUACGAUAUUCGUGAAGGCAGCGCCACUGCCCCUGCUCUCACCCACGAAAUUCACGGGUCUGCCAUCAACACAUUGGCCUUUUCACCGGCAUCAGAAUACAUUGUAGCAACAGGCGGAAGUGACCAUGCAGUGGUUCUUUCAGAUCUUCGUAAUAUGAAGCGUCGUUUGCACACACUACUCGGCCACUCAAAAAUGGUCACAUCUCUGCAAUGGUCGCCUCAUGACGAUCGUGUGCUGGCAAGUGCAGGCCCUGAUCGACGUGUCAUCCUUUGGGAUAUAUCGCGCGUCGGCGAGGAACAAAGUCAGGAAGACCAAGAAGACGGUGCACCAGAGUUACUGUUUAUGCACGGCGGUCAUACUGCUGGUGUCGCUGAUUUCUCCUUCUCCGAGCGGUAUCCAUGGGUUGUUGCUAGUGUGUCCGAAGACAACAUUUGCCAGCUCUGGCAACCACAGCCUGCUGUGGUGGGUCGGGCCAAGCCGCAUGUCAAAGCUUCUGACUUGGAGUAA